Rhodotorula toruloides NP11 is the source of this 3369-nucleotide messenger RNA. RefSeq lists its product as uncharacterized. NCBI's taxonomy places the organism in Eukaryota, Fungi, Basidiomycota, Microbotryomycetes, Sporidiobolales, Sporidiobolaceae. Bases 1 to 3369 code for a protein of 1122 amino acids. The transcript has 12 exons. The record is from RefSeq and is a predicted model, not a curated record.
AUGAGUGGCCCUGUUCGGCCGGAGGGUUCGCUUAGCACUGCUGAGCUGCGGCGGCAGUACUCGCUCGGUGUCUAUGCUGUCCCGCUCGACGACCGGACCGUGUUCAUCGACUUCGAGGAUCCUCGGGUGCGCCAGUUCGUCCGCGACCACGACAUCCUGCCGCAGCGCAAGGUUCAUCCAGAGAAUGUCAAGCGGCUUUCCGAGUCUCUCGAGCCCGGCUCGCUGGACAACAGCAUUCGCACGCCUGGGACGAUCGCUUUCUUCCCCCUCGCACUGUGGGACUAUGACCGCGCGCGACAGGACGAGAUCCGAGCGGCGCGCAGGGCUUUCGUCGCGAAGUAUGUUGCGCGGGAAGACGAUCCUCCGCAAUACGCAGAAGGCGACACCGCGGUGAACGUCCCGCCCAUGGAUCAUCGUCGUCCAGCUCGACUAAGCGUCCUCGAUACGAUACCUCUCGAUGAAUUGGAGACGCUCGGCUUGUACCUCUGCGACGGCAAUCACCGCGCAGCAGUCAUGACCCAGCAUAAGCAGGUGCACGACGCUAAGGUGGUCGCAGGAGAGGCGGAACCGGCUGGACCGCUGGACUAUGCGCUCGCUUUCGAGUUGUUCGCCGAAGACGUCUUCUUCAACGCCGCGCUUUUCUUCACCAUCUCGCUCGAGCUCAAUCAGAUCCACGCCCGCACCUCCAUUCUCGCCGAUCGCUCAGUCACCGCUACCCUCAUCAUGACGCGCUUCGCUCGUGUACGCGACGCAUCUGCGAGUACAGAGGGCUUCACGGUCGUGUCGAAUGACUACGGCUCUCUUGUCACCGCGCGGUACCGCUUCCAGGCCGUCAAUACGCAUCCCUCGAUCGCCUUCAUGCUCGAUAGUCUCGGCAAGACGCAGCUCUACAACUUGAACGGUUAUGGCGGCAACGGAGUCGGCCCGGGAAUCAUCUUCCUCUUACUCGGCUUGCGCGACACGGCACGCUUCUUCUCCGUCAUCGACCCGGCAGGCGAUCUUGUUGCUGGGCGACCACUUCUUGAGAACCUUGCUCGCCGAUACGGUCGCUGCCUUCCGAACCCGCUCUUCUACGCCGACGAGGUUGGAGACGACGGCACAAUCACUUGGCAAGGUGUGCGCGCCGUCGGAGCGGCUGCGGGAGACUUGGCCAAAGGGCUCCUCAAGAUCCCCGCGCGCGCCUUCAAGAACGACAAGACUCCCGUCCGCGAGGCUAUCAACGCCUUUGCGUCCCGCAUCCAGUCGAUUGAUGCAGAAGACGGUGCAACGGUGCGCUGGGAGGAGCGAGCGGUCAAGGUUCGAUCAGCCGUCGUCGAGCAAUUCUUUGAUCUGCAUACGCUCGCGACUCUCGACGCGUCCGAAACCGUCGACGACUCGACGUUGGACUCGCCUUCGCCUUCGACGACUGUCGACCGCAAACCUCAAAUCAACGGCAAGGGCGCUCGUGCUGCUGCGCAAAAGUACGAGAUCACGACGCUUUAUCGUCACGUACAUGCGUUCUCCACGGCAUGGCUACUCCCGCUCGCCCACGCGCUAUCCGCCCUCGUCCCGCUCGCCUGGUCCCACUCCUCUCGUUCUCCUCUUGCUCCCCCUCGCCUGUCGUGGCAUGAUCCCUUCCUCAUCCUCCUCGCCUUGCAUCCCGACGCUCGCAGCCGCCUCGAGAAGGAUCCAUUCGGUCCGAUCGGCGGCUUCCGCAUCAAGUUCGAGCGCAUACCCGUCGAACCUUUCGGCGAGAACGCGCAAGAAGCAGCAGCCCUCAUCGAACUUGCUGAGUACGUCUGGCGACACCGCCAAGCCCUUAUGUCCGAGUAUCAAGCCGCCACGGCCGCAGCAAGCCGCCUUUCGGACGUCCAGCGCGACAAGCUCGCCUCCGAUUCCGCCCCGGUCGACUCGCUUCGUGCGCUGCCCUCGUCGACCAUCUCCUUCCUCCUCCCCUUCCUUAUCCCGACGCCAUUCGCCGAUCUCGGAGCGCCGGUGCGCCUCUCGCUCGUCGCCUUCUACCCGUCGCAUCGCGCGCUCUUCCUCCAGAUCGCCGAGCUACUCUCCCUGCCGGAUCUUACGCGAGCGGUGGAGUCGAUAGUCGACGACCUUGUCAUCCACCCAGAGACGGGACUGUCGCCCGCCGACCUGCGGAUCAAAGCCGAGAAGGAGGCGCUCGCUGUAGCCGACGCGCAGAACGCGGCGGCAGCGCGCGACCGGCGGGACGAUGAGGCUGCGCGCCAUGAGCCGGGCGAGGUGGACGUGGAUGCAGCCGAUGGCGGAGACGACGAUGUCCCCGCCCCCGAAGAGAGCGGCACUGGGGCGGACGAGGACAGGUCCGCCGGGGAGGAGGAUCGCGGAGCUCUCGAGGGGAUGGAUGACGCGCUCGAUGGGUCGGUGGCGGAUGAAGAGGAUCUACCUGCGGCGCCGAAGAGGAAGAAGCUUGCAGCCGCACGUGCCAGGGUCGAGGACGACGAGGAGGAGGACGCGAACGAGGGCGCGGAUGCGGAUGAGCGCGACCCUCCCACCCCCAUCGUCGAUAAGCCUCUCGUUGUCAAGGCGGCGGCUGGCGACGCUCUGAAGCGCAAGGGCCCGCCCGACAACGAUCACGACCCGUCAGCGAAACGCCCCAAGCAGGACGCCGAAUCCGCCAUGCGCAAGAUCUUCCGACAUCUCUUGGUAUACUUCGGUGCGACUGUGCAGGCGACGCUCAGUGAGGAGGAAGGUUUCGUGUACACCGUUACGGAGCUCAAGGCGGGAACGAACGGUCGCAUACUGUUGGCGGACCGCGUCGGACAGCCCGUCUUCCUCGAGGAGAUCAAGCGGAAAGGGAAACUCUCUUGGAUCGUUGGCUAUCGCACCGCUCAGGCGGCGGCUCCGCUGCGCAAAUUCGCAGCCGCCACGCUGACACGCGCGAACCGGACGCUGUCUUUCUCGAAGACGAAACCUCCGGCCCUCCUGCGCCCUUCUGACUACGCAUUCUCGGGUCGCCUCUUCCUCUCGCUCGCUGCCGUCUCCGACCCCUCUUUCAAGCCCCACGCUCACCCCUCGCCCGCGAUCCGCAACGCUCUCGACAUGGCGUGUACCGCUCGCAACUACAACAAGCUCCUCACCGCGAUCAUCGGCACCGGCGAUGCUGCGGAGGAGCGUCGGCUCGCUUUGGUCAACGACACCGUCCUGCAACCUGCAGACGAGGGUUUGCGAACGCUAGCGGCGGUCGAGGCGUCGCUGGCUGAGGCGUGGGGGAAAUGGAUCGCUCUGAUGGAUGUCUUUGACGGGUUUACGGACGCUGGCGCUGCGGCGGAGGCAGGCCGUGUAGCUGGGGAUGCGGAAGAUGAGGCGGGCGCUGCGAAUGAGGACGAGGAACUGCUCAAGCUGGUGGGGAUGUAA